Centruroides sculpturatus (bark scorpion) is the source of this 1038-nucleotide messenger RNA. RefSeq names its product proteasome-associated protein ECM29 homolog. Gene Ontology annotation, cellular component: cytoplasm; nucleus. The record is from RefSeq and is a predicted model, not a curated record. Bases 94 to 1038 code for a protein of 314 amino acids. Gene Ontology annotation, molecular function: molecular adaptor activity. The transcript is spliced from 9 exons. NCBI's taxonomy places the organism in Eukaryota, Metazoa, Arthropoda, Arachnida, Scorpiones, Buthidae.
GAUAUUAUUGAUUAUAAUAGUGUAAAAUACAAAUUAUUAUAUGUUUUUUUUCUUUUUUUAGAAGAUUAUGUUCAUACAUCUUGUGUAUAUACCAUGCAUUCAAUAGCCUUACACAGUCCUGAUAUAUUUAGAAGACAUUUGACUGAAGCAUUGCCUCUAGUAUUUUUUGCCAUGCACGGAAAAUCAUCUAAAGAAAAUGAAGACCUUCAAUCUCUCUGGAAAGAAAUGUGGUUAGAGUUUACAACAAGUGCUGAAUCUGGAAUAUUAUUAUAUAUUGAUGAAAUAUUGAAUUUAGUGCAGAAAGGCUUUGAAUCUCAGUCAUGGUUUAUGAAACAACAGUCUGCUGAAUGUCUUGUAACAUUGGCAAAAAAUGUUGGAAAUAAAGUUGAUAAGAAAAUAUUUAAUUUUAUUCAGUUUAUUAUUUCAGCAUUAUCAGGAAGAUUAUGGAAAGGAAAGGAAUCUUUGCUGCAAGCAUUAACUACUAUUUGCACAAACUGUAUUAAAUCUAUAGAAGAAAAAGAAAUGUCUGAGUUAAUGAAAGAGGUUGCAGAAACUCUCUUAAAAGAAUGUAAAAAAGAAAAUUUAGUUUACAAAACAGAAGCUAUGAGAGGUGUAAGUGAAAUAUUGGAGAAAUAUGAAAUGGAUUACUUUUCUGAGUUAUAUAAUAUACUUUUGCCUACUAUUAAGAAGGAUCAAAGGAAAAGCAAUGUACCAAAAGAUUCUGAAGAACAAACCAAUAAAGAUGUUUUAUUGGAUUUCCAACAAGUUACAUUUCAAGUUCUUGGGCAAGCUUGGCCUUUACAGAAAAAAACACAAGAAACUUAUAGGAAACCUCUUUGUAUGUUGUUUUUAUCUGAGUUUGAAACUAGUACAUGGAAAGUUCAACUUUCAAUUCUCAAAGCUACUAAAACCUUUAUUUCCAGAUUGCAAUUUCCUAAAGGAAGAAUUUCAAAUUCAGAUGAAGAGCAAGAAUUAAUUUCAAUUGUUGAUGGGAUUCUUAAUAUAGGAUAUAAAACUUUAGGUAAUAAUAAAUUUUAA